This is a messenger RNA of Suillus bovinus, 276 nucleotides long. RefSeq lists its product as uncharacterized. NCBI's taxonomy places the organism in Eukaryota, Fungi, Basidiomycota, Agaricomycetes, Boletales, Suillaceae. The coding region runs from base 1 to 276 and encodes 91 amino acids. The record is from RefSeq and is a predicted model, not a curated record. The transcript is spliced from 2 exons.
AUGCUGACAAGGGAGAUGCAUACAGGGCGAUGGUGGUGGGACACACAGAAAAAACUUGAGAAAGACAAACCAGGGGCAACCAUUAUCCCAAUUCUACUCUCAUCAGACAAAACACAAGUUACAAUGUUUCGAAACAAAGCUGCCUACCCAAUCUACAUGACCAUUGGCAACAUCCCCAAGGAAAUUUGGCAGCAACCCUCACAUAAUGCACAGAUCCUUGUUGGGUAUCUUCCUACUACCAAGCUCAAACACAUCUCCAACAAAGUAGCGAGGUAA